AUCCUUGUUCAAAUACAGACCAUUUAAUGCAACUGCUUCUCACAGAUCCCAGCUUAGAAGCCUCUUUCUCUUCACCCAAAGUCCUUCACCCCAAAAUGGAAAGAAGAGUCUCUCCAAUGCCCACUCUUCUUUUCAUUGCAGCUCUAAUGGCUGCUUCUUACUUUAUUAUAUCUGAAGCAGCUGAUUCUAAAGGAUCAUUUCAAGACAAUUUCGAUAUAAUGUGGUCUCAGGAGCAUUUUUCAACCUCCCCAGAUGGGCAGAUCUGGUAUCUCUCAUUAGACAAAGAAACAGGCUGUGGAUUUCAAACAAAGCAAAGAUACAGAUUUGGGUGGUUUAGCAUGAAGCUCAAGUUGGUCGGAGGUGACUCUGCCGGUGUAGUGACAGCUUACUAUAUGUGCACUGAAAAUGGGGCAGGGCCAACGAGAGAUGAGUUAGAUAUUGAGUUCUUGGGGAAUAGGACUGGGCAGCCUUAUCUUAUUCAGACUAAUGUGUACAAGAACGGGACUGGUGGCCGUGAGAUGAGGCAUAUGCUUUGGUUUGACCCCACUGAGGAUUUCCAUUCCUAUUCUGUCCUCUGGAACAACCACCAGAUUGUGUUUUUUGUGGAUAGUACUCCCGUAAGAGUGUUCAAGAACAAUGGGGAAGCAAAUAAUUUCUUCCCCAACGAAAAGCCCAUGUACUUGUUUUCUAGCAUAUGGAAUGCCGAUGAUUGGGCCACAAGAGGUGGGCUCGAGAAGACAGACUGGAAGAAGGCCCCAUUUGUGUCCUCUUACAAAGACUUCAGUGUUGAUGGUUGCCAAUGGGAAGAUCCAUACCCUGCAUGUGUUUCAACCACCACUCGAAAUUGGUGGGAUCAGUAUUCUGCUUGGCAUCUCUCUGAUUCUCAAAAAAUGGAUUAUGCUUGGGUGCAGAGAAACCUUGUUAUUUAUGAUUAUUGCAAGGACUAUGAAAGGUUCCCCACAUUGCCGGUAGAGUGUUCAUUGAGUCCAUGGGAUUGAUGAGCAAAGUGAUAAGGGAUAAAUACUACUUUAUUUUUUAUUUAUUUAUUUUCAUAUUUCAUAUUACAUUGGUAAAAAAAUGUGUAGUUUUG
Messenger RNA from Quercus lobata, 1090 nucleotides. RefSeq names its product probable xyloglucan endotransglucosylase/hydrolase protein 8. The transcript has 4 exons. Gene Ontology annotation, biological process: xyloglucan metabolic process; cell wall biogenesis. Gene Ontology annotation, molecular function: xyloglucan:xyloglucosyl transferase activity; hydrolase activity, hydrolyzing O-glycosyl compounds. NCBI's taxonomy places the organism in Eukaryota, Viridiplantae, Streptophyta, Magnoliopsida, Fagales, Fagaceae. The record is from RefSeq and is a predicted model, not a curated record. Gene Ontology annotation, cellular component: apoplast; cell wall. The coding region runs from base 27 to 998 and encodes 323 amino acids.